Electrophorus electricus (electric eel) is the source of this 1615-nucleotide messenger RNA. RefSeq names its product myogenic differentiation 1 (gene myod1). NCBI's taxonomy places the organism in Eukaryota, Metazoa, Chordata, Actinopteri, Gymnotiformes, Gymnotidae. Gene Ontology annotation, molecular function: DNA-binding transcription factor activity, RNA polymerase II-specific; RNA polymerase II cis-regulatory region sequence-specific DNA binding; protein dimerization activity. The record is from RefSeq and is a predicted model, not a curated record. Gene Ontology annotation, biological process: skeletal muscle cell differentiation; positive regulation of skeletal muscle fiber development; positive regulation of myoblast differentiation.
GGGUGCACGCAGGACAGUGUGUUGAAGUGACCCAAGCUUAUUGUCUAGAACAUUCAUUUGUUUCAAGAAGCUUUAGCCAAGCAUCUGCGCUUGAAAAGAUAUAUUAGUCUAACAGCUGCAAAAAAAAUUCAAAAAGGAGGAACGCGAUACUCUUGGGCUACACUUUUUACGCACAGAAAAGAUGGAGCUGUCGGAUAUUCCGUUCAACAUCACCUCUGCUGACGAUUUCUACGACGACCCUUGCUUCAACACAAACGACAUGCACUUCUUCGAGGACCUGGACCCCAGACUCGUCCACGUGAGCUUACUCAAACCGGACGAACAUAGUCACAUCGAGGACGAGCACAUUCGGGCGCCGAGCGGCCACCAUCAGGCGGGCAGGUGUCUCCUGUGGGCAUGCAAAGCCUGCAAAAGGAAAACCACUAACGCGGAUCGGCGUAAAGCUGCGACCAUGAGAGAAAGGAGACGUCUGAGCAAGGUCAACGACGCCUUCGAAACCCUGAAGAGAUGCACGUCCACCAAUCCCAACCAGAGGCUUCCCAAGGUGGAGAUACUGCGGAACGCCAUCAGUUAUAUCGAGUCCCUGCAGGCUUUGCUCAGAAGUCAAGAAGACAACUAUUACCCGGUUCUGGAACAAUACAGCGGCGACUCAGACGCAUCCAGUCCCAGGUCCAACUGUUCGGACGGCAUGAUGGAUUUUAAUGCCCCCCCGUGCCCGUCUGGAAGGCGAAACAGUUAUGACAACUCCUACUUCAACGAGACUCAAAAUGGGGACGUGCGGAAUAACAAGAAUACAGUCGUCUCGAGCUUGGAUUGUCUGUCCAGUAUCGUGGAAAGAAUCUCAACGGAGACUCCCGCGUGUCCGGUGCUGUCAGUGCACGAGGCCUCUGACGGCAGCCCGUGCUCCCCGCAGGACGGAUCUACCCUGAGCGAGCCGGCGGCGCCCACGCCCUCUCCGACUAAGUGCCCCCAGUCGGCUCAGGACCCCAUCUACCAAGUGCUGUAGAAGAGCGGACAACAUGCGCGUUUCAGCCAACGGGAGGGAUAAACAAUCAGCUUCCAUGCGGACUACUAUUCCUGUCAUAAAGAGAAAAAAGGCAACGACCUGUUUCACAAGACGCUGGAGAAGAGAACAGAAACGCUAGCUUCUCAAUCUUUCUUUUUCUUUCUUUCUUUCUUUCUUUCUUUCUUUCUUUCUUUCUUUCUUUCUUUCUUUCUUUCUUUCUUUCUUUCUGUAGAAAAUGUCAAAUUCCAUUGUAAUUUUGGCUCUGAAGUCAGUUUCUUAAAUACUCUUAUUUAUAUAAUUUGUCAGCUUUCAGUAUGUGACCAUAUUUUUCCCUUUUUUUUUUUGAAAAUAUUUCUGUCAUCUUUAUCUUUUACUAUUUCCUAAUUAUUCGCGAGAGAAUAAUCAUUUCAGAUAUGAGAAUUAGAGGACCAUUUUUGUAUAUGUGUAUAUAAGAGUUGUUUUGUUAAAAAUUGAGAAAAAAGCAAACAUUGUGUAUUUAAUGCUGCCUGUUUGAGAGGUUUGUUGUGUCCCGCGUUAUACUUUAUAUUUAUACAUCUUCAGUGAGUGAAUGUCGAAUAAAGAUAUGACUUAUUUAUACACGCAAGGACA